Molecule: messenger RNA, 3693 nt
Organism: [Torrubiella] hemipterigena
Lineage: Eukaryota; Fungi; Ascomycota; Sordariomycetes; Hypocreales; Clavicipitaceae
Source: the annotation of a GenBank genome assembly
GUCCCUUUCCACGAUCGGGUCCAGAACCGAUUGGGCUGACGGAACCACCCAUGUCGGCAUUUUGCUAUUUGGCAUGUGCGAAAAACAACGAGAAGAAGAGAAAAAUAAACAUUGAAUUUCGACGAUGCAAUUCUUGUGGAGAAUUUAACACAGACGGCGAACGGACCAGAGCAGAGUCGCAUUGUACACUGCAGCGUGUUCCCAGUUCCUUUGUGGUUGGCUGCUCGGGUGGCUAUGAGAUUUACAGUGGCAUUCUAGAAGUCUACAGGCCCCAGGGAAGAAAUUAGGGACUUGGCAUGUUUUGGUAAGUGGACAACUCCAUUCUGUCAGUAAUUUCAUAGAGCUAAGCUAGCUGUAAUGGUUUCUUCUAGUCCUUUUCAAGUCGCAAGUCUAUAGUGUCGCAAGAUUGUCCGUGUCCGUCGUAAAACCCCCAUCUCGACCUUUCAUCGCUCCUUUUUUCUACCUCUCGUUAUUGUUGUACCCGAUUAGCUUCCCGCUAAGCGCGUCGCCUAGCGGCGUGGGCUUUUGGCGUCCAUAGGACGGUCGGUCCCCUGUAACUUAGCUUAUACGGACUAGGCCGCUGCAUUUCGGCGGCUGACAUGACUAGCCUUGGCCACCCAAAUUGCAUCGUAUGGGCCCAUUGCGCUGCAGUUGCAACUAUCUAGAGUAGCGACGCUAUUGACUCCAAUUUAACAAAUGUGGAAGGCCAUGCCCCUCGUAUAAAGGGUCGUCGGCAGCCGACCCUGCGGAUGACAUGCGCAAGCACAUCGACACACACUCGUUCACCGUCGGCUCAUUUAAAUCUAGGAGAAAAGAUGCAACUCUCAGUGUUCAUUUCUCUACUGCCAUUGGCAUUAUCUAGCCCUGCCGUCACCAAGAGAGAGGAACCCGCGCCGUUUCUCGUCUCGCGCAGCGAAAACCGCAUCGAGAACAACUAUAUUGUCAAACUUCGCAAGGGAAGCUCCCUCGACGUUCUCGACAACAUUGUCGCUCAGCUAGGUGUGAAGCCCCAGCAUGAAUACCGCGGUAUCUUCAGAGGCUUCGCCUCCCAGCUCGACACCAAGGCUGUCAACAUGCUGCGUCUGCAUCCCGAGGUAGACUAUAUUGAACAGGACAACACCGUUGUGGCCGAGGGCUACGUUACCCAAGAAGGCUCGACCUGGGGUCUUGGCCGCAUUUCCCACAGAAAGCAGGGUAUCGAUGAGUACACGUACGAUGCAUCAGGCCAUGGCGCUGGAGUUUGCGCGUAUGUGAUCGACAGUGGCAUCGAAUUGGACCAUCCCGAAUUCGAAGGGCGUGCGGAAAUGAUCAACUACUGGACUGGAGACAAUCAUCUCGACACCUGUGGCCAUGGUACUCACGUUGCUGGUACCAUUGGCAGCAAGACUUACGGAGUCGCAAAGAAGGUGCAACUUCUGGGAAUGAAGGUGCUGAAGAAGAACGAAACAUCAGGACACUGCAGCGGUAGCAGUGCCAACAUCAUCGCAGCCAUUAACAGCGUCGUUGAUGAUGCCAAAUCGCGAAACUGCCCCAACGGUGUUGUUGUCAACAUGUCUCUUGGAGGAGAUCCUAUGCAGGCCAAGAAUGAUGCUACCGCUGCCUUGGUCGCUGAGGGUGUCUUUGUCGCUGUUGCCGCUGGUAAUGAUAACGCGAAUGCGUCUACACACUCUCCGGGCAACACUCCUGAAGCUUGCACCGUCGGUGGCACGGCUGAAGAUGAUACUCGUUACAAGAACUCCAACUGGGGUCCUCUGGUCGAUAUCCUUGCACCUGCUGUAAAGGUUUUGUCCACUUACCUUAAUGGAACCACUAAGGCGUUGACCGGCACCUCCAUGGCUACACCUCACAUCGCUGGUCUUGCAGCAUACUUGGCGAGCAAGGAUGAUAUUGUUGCUGGACCGGAAAUGUGCGACCGCCUCCGCGAAGCAGCUACUCAAAACGCCAUUACCAACAACCGCGCUGACACGGUCAAUCUGCUGGCGUUUAAUGCUAACCCCGACGGCGAGGAUGAGGACUAAAUAUCGAUGGCAACUACUGCGUGAAAUGGCUGCUGCAGAGCUAGGAGUCGGUUUGCCUUUGUGACGCUGACCUGUAAAUUUCUGUAUAUACUACCACUAUUUAAAACCAAGGAUUAGUACAUCCGUCCGUCACAUUAACUCAGCUUACAUGAACGUUCAAAGUGGACAUUAUCUACGUGAAUUUUAUACGGCAGGCCUUGCGAGCAGGGACUUCCACCGUUGCCGUCUCGUCAGCCCAACUACCUACCAUUGGCGGAAUGCUACAUGAAUAUUGCGACUCUACAACCAGACCGGGCGCUAGGGUCGCCUAGCUCGGGUUCACAGGCGAGAUGGCACAUGGAAACAAGAAAGGCUACCCAAAGUAGCAACGGUACAGCUGCCACGCUAUUAUUCGUCUGGAAUAACAAACAACGACGGAGACGCCGUGGAAGCGGAAGAGCAGAAAGUCGCCGCCAUUGACGACAUUGGCGAUGUAGUGGCGUUUUCUCCAAUGCAGAUCGCAGUCAUUUUUUGCUGGCCGCUAAACGAAAACGCGGCUGCAAGAGGCCAGUUCAUGCACAAAUGGACGGUUUAGUGUAGUACAAAGACCGCAUUCCAGGAUAUAGCAGGGGAACAUGGCUUCUGAUGCUACAGGAGGAGAUGCAGUAGUAGCGGCCAAAGCAGGCUCCAGCAAAUCCACAGACAACAUCUCUUCCCUGGUUGGCCUGUAACAACCUGGUAUAGAAAACUUGGGUGUGGGGGAGCGGGCCACGAGACAGUGUUUGCUGGGGGGGGGGGGGAUUUGCGAAGCCUGAGUCGGUUUGCUGGGGAAUAUAUGGGCGACGAGGCAAUAAUAUCGCCGGAUGAACGUGGAGACAGGCCCGUUUUGUCGGCAUUGGCACAGCGAAUAGGCUGGAAGGUGAGCCAAGCGUGACGCGGGCGCUCUGCUGAAGAUUGGAUGGACGUGUGGAGAGCGGUGAAUAACGCUUCGCGCGGUUGGAGAACGUUGAGCAUCUCACGGAUCCUCAGGCGCACGAAGCCCCUUUGGCGAGCGGCUGAGGGUUGUAACGUCUUUCUUGUACAACGUCUCGUGAAUCUGACAGCUCUGUUAGACAUCAGCGGCGCCGCAUCCAUCCCGUUCCUUUUGGCUGCAGCCUGAAUGUUGAGCCGCAAACAAGGAAGCGAUUGACGGUGGGAUAGUCGGACACUGAGCCUGAUUGGGGAUCGGGAUGCCCGGUGGGGGUUGGUGUGUUACAGGGACUGUAGUAGCGCCGUGUUGUUUUGUAUUAGCGUCAGCAUCGGGGGCUCGCCGACCCUGAGGAGAGAGAGGGGAAGACAGGGGAGGAGAGGGACGGGAUCUCCAAAAAGGGGAGCGAGUCGCGACUCAGCAAACGGGCGGAGUAAUUCAUAGCAGCUAAGCAGGGGCGGCGAUGGAAGAUGGUUGCGAGGCAGAGACACGGCGACACACACAUCCCGUAAUCUUCCUUGGGUGGUGGUGCGUGCGAGUGUCAGAUAGAAUGCCGGCUUCCGUUAUUUCCUCUCCACGGGUAAUGAUGAUGAUGGGGCGGCAAACGAAGCAAGCCACAAUUCUGACGAUGCUGAUGAUGGCGCGGUGGUGGCCGUAGUGCCCUUUCCCAUCGGUACCCCGGCUCGCCGGUUGGCUGGCGCCUGGAGGUCAGAUUUACAGGUAGACCGC